Molecule: messenger RNA, 5415 nt
Organism: Monodelphis domestica (gray short-tailed opossum)
Lineage: Eukaryota; Metazoa; Chordata; Mammalia; Didelphimorphia; Didelphidae
Gene: SLC13A3
Product: solute carrier family 13 member 3
Biological process (GO): succinate transmembrane transport; citrate transport
Cellular component (GO): plasma membrane
Molecular function (GO): citrate transmembrane transporter activity; sodium:dicarboxylate symporter activity; succinate transmembrane transporter activity
Source: RefSeq, a predicted model, not a curated record
UGGCCGCCCCACUCCAGCUACCCGCCCCGCUUUCAGUCGGGCCCCUGGUCUGGGUCCUGCCGGGCCAUGGCGGCGCUUGGGGCGCUGGCCACGAAGUUGUGGUGCAUCCGGCGUCUGCUGGUCCUGCUGGCCACUCCGCUGGUGCUGCUGCCCAUCCCUUUCAGCCUCCCACCCCAGGAAGGAAAAUGCCUCUUUGUCAUCCUGCUGAUGGCGCUCUACUGGUGUACAGAGGCCCUGCCCUUGUCAGUGACUGCUCUGCUUCCCAUCAUCCUCUUCCCCUUCUUGGGUAUCUUGCCCUCCAGCAAAGUAUGCCCCCAGUAUUUCCUGGAUACCAACUUUCUCUUCCUCAGUGGGCUAAUCAUGGCCUCUGCUAUUGAGGAGUGGAACCUGCAUCGAAGAAUUGCACUAAAGGUGCUGAUGUUUGUUGGCGUCCAGCCAGCCAGGCUCAUCUUAGGAAUGAUGGUGACCACCUCCUUCUUGUCCAUGUGGCUCAGCAACACAGCAUCCACUGCCAUGAUGCUCCCCAUUGCCAAUGCCAUUCUGAAGAGCCUGUAUGGGGACGAGGCUGGAAGAGACCUCAACUGGGAGAAUGAAGAGAAUUUGGCUGCUGUCCGGAGAAAUGGCCUGUGUACCGUCCCCACUGAGAUACAGUUUCUGGCCAGCACAGAGGACAAAGGCCUACCAGAAGAAGUGGAGGCACCCCCAGAGAAGGCCUCUGACACGAGGAAGGAAGAGGAGUACCGAAGAAACAUCUGGAAAGGCUUUCUCAUCUCCAUCCCAUACGCCGCCAGCAUCGGUGGCACAGCUACCCUCACUGGCACCGCCCCCAACCUCAUCCUGCUGGGCCAGCUGAAGAGCUUUUUCCCACAGUGUGAUGUGGUGAACUUUGGGUCCUGGUUUAUGUUCGCCUUUCCCCUCAUGCUGCUCUUUCUGCUCGUCGGCUGGCUAUGGAUCUCCUUCCUGUAUGGUGGCAUCAAUAUAAGGGGCUGGAGGACAAAAAAAUCAGAAAUCCAAGCAGAUGCUGAAGCUCGAGCCAGAGCUGUAAUAAGGGAAGACUACCAAAAUCUGGGCCCAAUCAAGUUUGCAGAACAAGCCGUGUUCUUCUUCUUCUGUUUGUUUGCCAUUCUGCUCUUCUCCAGGGAUCCGAAGUUCAUCCCCGGCUGGGCGAGUCUGUUUUCCCCUGGAUUUCUCUCUGAUGCUGUCACAGGCAUUGCUAUCGUCACGGUGUUAUUCUUCUUCCCAUCUCAGAAGCCAGCUCUCAAAUGGUGGUUUGACUUGAAAGCUCCCAAUACAGAGAUGGAGCCCCUGCUGUCUUGGAAGAAGGCCCAAGAGACAGUGCCUUGGAACAUCAUCCUCCUGCUGGGUGGGGGCUUUGCAAUGGCCAAAGGAUGCGAGGAGUCAGGGCUGUCAGCAUGGAUAGGUGGGCAGCUGCAUCCUCUGGAGAGUGUCCCACCAGCCAUUGCAGUUCUGCUGAUCAGUGCAGUGAUUGCCUUCUUCACUGAAUUUGCCAGCAACACGGCCACCAUCAUCAUCUUCCUCCCUGUCCUGGCUGAACUGGCCAUUCGCCUGCGAGUCCAUCCUCUAUAUCUGAUGAUCCCAGGUACAGUUGGCUGCUCCUAUGCCUUUAUGCUUCCAGUUUCAACACCCCCCAACUCCAUUGCCUUUGCUUCUGGACAUCUGCUGGUCAAAGAUAUGGUACGGACAGGCCUCCUGAUGAAUAUUGCCGGUGUUUUGCUGCUUAACUUGGCCAUGAAUACAUGGGCGCAGAGCAUCUUCCAGCUGGGGGCCUUCCCAGCCUGGGCAGAGGACCACUCCAGCAAUGUCACAGAGAGGCUCCUUGAUGAGUACAACACCACUCUUCGGCCCCUCCUCAAUGUCUGAGCCCAUCCAAAUGGGUUGCUCGAGGGACUCACUUGGGAUGGGGUCUUUUCCAUCCCAGCCAGGCCUUCCAAGAGGGCAUCCCCCAGACCUGGUGCUCAUCUCCAACCAGCCAGCCAAGCUGUUUUGUUUCUGAUCAAAUAAUUGCCAGGUGAAGAGGACCUUCAGGACUCCUGCAGAGCCUCAAGGCUCCUUCAAUAAGAUAUAUUCCUCCUCCACUGCCACCUUCCACACCAGCCCCCAACUCCCACGUUACAUGGCACAGCCGCAUCUUGGACCAGAUAUUUCAGGGAGCAGUUACUUCCUUUACCCUCAAGGCUUCCCAUUAGUAUUCAGUUGGGCCAUGUGUCUGUAGGCUUCAGGAACCAUUGAAGGAUUUGGAAUCCAACCCCAUGGACAAACAAGUCCCCUUUCAGGUUUACAAGGUGUUUUCCUCACAACAAGUAUCUCAAGUGUUAUUAUGCCUAUUUUAUAGAUGAGGAAACUGAGGCUCUGAGAUGGGAAGCUAUUUGCUCAUGGUCAUAGUGUUAGAUGCAGGAUUUGAGCCCAGGUCCCUUGACUCACACCAUAUACUCUGACAAUUAUACCAUGUUGCCUUUCCUAUGAGGUCCAUGACCUCCUAGGAAUUUAGGUUGAGAUAAUUAAAGACCAGGUAGUUGUUCUCCUGCCAUGGCCUUCUGGAGUCUGGGACCACCUCUGUUCCUUGAGAAGACGUCGAAGGAGAAUGGAAGAUCAAGUACAACUGACUCAAAAAUGUUAUCUGACAAAUAAUGUGUGUUCCCUUUAUCGGAUGUUCAACUCUUUAGAUUAUUUUAGCUCCUACAAUGGUCUUCAGAACUAUCAUUUCUUAUGUCACAGAGCCACCACAUUUUCUGAAAACCUGUUUUAAAAAUUUAGAGACAAACUAAAUUCUAAGCACAUGUACACCUGGGCACACAAUACAUUCACAGAUGAAGUGAGCUUUUGCAGAAUGCCCCAUAGUCAAUUUAUAAAAUGUUCCAUAGUCAAUCAAGUAUAGAGCCAUAGAACCAUAGAUUUCAGAGGCUCUCGAGUUGUACUCCCUCCUUUUUAAAGAUUAGGAAAUGGAGGCACUUCAAACUGGCCAGUCCCUGGUGGCAGAAGGGAAUAGUUAAAAUGAACGAUAGUGAAUUAGAGAUUGAGGCCAUGGAGUCUCUUGCACAGAAAUCACCCAGGUGGAAGGGACCUUGAAAACUUCAAAUACAGCCCUCCCUGAACAAGAAUCCUUUCAUCAGCAUCUUUCCCUAUGGGUUAUCUGACUGUUUCUUGGGGACCUCCAACGACAAGGAACCCUUACCUCCCAAGGUACCCUUUUUUCUACUUUGGGAUACUUCUAAUUACUGGAAAGUCUUCCCUUACAUUGAGCCAAAAUUUGUCCCUCUUCAAUUUCUACCAAAUGCCCCUAGUUUCGCUCUCAUGAGCCACAGACCUUCAAACACUUCCUUUCAUGCACCAAAUCUUCCGAUACUUCCAGGUGACAAUCAUGCCCCAUGGUCUUCUUGUCAGAUUAAACAUCCCAUCUCUCUGGCUACACUCCUGUGGCAUGGUUUCUAGUCUCUACUCCUUUUAAAAAAGAGGAUUAACCACCAUCCUAGAAGAUCCAUUAGAAAGGUUUGUUACCAAAGCAUGAAAUAGCCUCCUGAAGAUUUGAUGACUAAUUCCAGAUCCCAAUUGUACAUUUUAGGUGGGGUUGCCCCUGGCAUCUCUAGGAUCCCCUUUAGAAUAAAGGGAUAAACCCGUAACUUAAGGACCAGACCUGGUUCAUUCUGAUUUUCAGAACUUUAAGUCCUAGGUAACAAUUGUGGCUUGGAAGUCCUCACUUCUUCCAAGGAAAUCAUAUUUCAUUUUUUGGUAAAACACUGUGAUACCAGCAGACACACAUUCAGGGAGACAGCAGAGAACCAUGCCUCUAGAGUGUCUGCUUCUCUCGCUGAGAACAUCCAGGAGCAAAAGAUGAAAGAAACACAAUAUGGCUUGGAAUUCUCAGUAUGAGCCAGUAACUUUCUCUUUCCCCAUCAUACAUAUACACAGACUCCCCACUGAAGUACAUAGGGAAAGCAAUGCUAUUUAAAUUUAUUUUCUUCAGUGUAUUUGUGUGCCUUCAUUUCCUUUUAGCUUAUUCUAGUUUUUAGGGAGUUGAUUUCUUCAGUGAAUUUUCCCCCCAGCUGUUAGGUGUUUCUGUCAAUUCUCUUCUUAUUUGAUUCUUAAACUUCUUUUCAAGUUUUUCCAGGGGUUCUUUUUUGAGCCUGACAUACUUUCAUACUUUGCUUUGGGGCUUCAUGUGUUUCCUCUUUGACAAUGUUGCCCUUUUCUGAGUCCAUAUUUUGGUCUUCUCUGCCAUGUUAUUUAAAUUUAUGAGAAGGGGAAAAAAGAUAAUCUACCACAAAUCUUAUCUGGUUGAUUUUUGUACUUUCAGUGAAAGGACUUGUAGGCACCAAUAAUUUCCUCCUAUUCUUCAAGCUCCAUUUAUGAAUCACUCUUUUCAGUUGUACUCAUAGAGUCAGAGAAUGUCAGAGAGGGAGUGACCUAAGGACAUAAAUUGUCAGAGCCAGGGAGGACCUUGGAACAGAGGAUGUCAAAGCUAGAAGGAGCCUUAGAGCAUGGAAUGUCAGAGCUGGUAGGAAUGCCAGAACUGCCUCACCAUUUUUAUAUCAUAGGUCUUAGAAAAUAAUUUGUCAGAGAUGGGAGGCCCCUUAGAACAUAGAACAUCAGCUGGAAUGGACUUUCUUUCACAGAAUGAUGGAAUUUGGAAGGCCCCUUAGAACAGUGAAUAUCAGAACUAGAAAGGACUUCUCUAGCAAUUUCAUCUAUUCCAACCCCCCUCACUCACCCUAAAGAAGAGAAAAUUGAGGCCCACAAUGAAUUAUCCAAGAUACUGCAGUUAGCAAAUAGCAGAGCCUAGAUUCUAACCCUACUCUCCUGCCUUUGAGACUGGGGCUCUAUAUAGCACACCUUACACUUGAAAAAGACCACGCUUUCAAGUAAUGAAAUCAAUGAUGAACCAGGAGGGCCUUUUUAGAAAAAUGGGGUCAGACUAGCUUUAUUCAGGUUGGUGGCUGGAGUAAAUAAUCCCAGGUAUUUAUUUCUAUUUUGCUUUAUUAUAAGUAUGACUGUGGGGGUGCCUCCUCUUCCUCUCCUUGAUUUAUCCCACUUACUUGCUCAUUAGUACCAGAAAAUUCUAUCAUUUGGGACCAGACCUUUCUAGGAGAGGGAAUCCAGGGGCUAAAACUUAGUUAUACUGGGGGAUAAAUGACUGAUAUCACAACAUUUCCAAGAGGAAGGGAGAGAGGAAUGGAGGGCUUUAAACUCUGAGAUUAUACCAGGGAACAAACAUUGUCUACCUUGAAUCACAGUUGCUGUUGAUAAGGCAAUUCCUUCACAACCUUUUCACAUGUCAAGGGAUGGGAGCAUCUACCUGAGAGCCCAUUUCCAGAGCCCAUAUGCAGACAUCUUGAGAUGUCUUGAUUAACAGAGAAUUCUUGAUUAUAAAAUUCAUAUAAUAAAGGAUCUGAAUUGGAA